Molecule: messenger RNA, 1347 nt
Organism: Phragmites australis (common reed)
Lineage: Eukaryota; Viridiplantae; Streptophyta; Magnoliopsida; Poales; Poaceae
Exons: 1
Coding region: 1-1347 (448 amino acids)
Molecular function (GO): protein binding
Source: RefSeq, a predicted model, not a curated record
AUGCUGCCGCCGGCUUUAGGAGCAAGCGUUCCCAGCCGCAAGCAUGCUGCCACCUCCUUUAACGCAUAUAGAGGUGAAUGGCUGUCUCCCCGGACGCCGCGCGGCGUCCACAACGACGACGACGGCCUGCCCCUGUCCGAUGAGAUCCUCCUCGUCGUCUUUGCCGGUUCCCUCAGCACGGCCGACCUCGUCCGCUGCGCCUCCACUUGCAGGCGGUGGCGCCGCCUCGUGUCGAGCGAGGCCGACUUCAUCUGCCGCUCCGCGCCGCUGUCGGAGGAACGCCAUGCCAGCGGCCUUGCUGUCGGGUUCUUCCACCAGGGGAAGGGGGAGAAAGGCGCAUGCACCGCCCCGCGGUUCGUCCCCUUGGGAUCGCGCUUCCGGGGCGCCUCAUUGGACGCUCUCUUCGACCGCGAACCGUUCAGGUCGUCCCGCCUCGUGGCGUCUCGGAAAGGCCGCCUCGUCCUCGAACUCCAUCGCCUGUCACGCGCCGCUGUCCUCAGGCUCGCCGUGUGCAACCCGAUGACCGGGGACGUGUCCGUCCUCCCGACCCUCUCCGGCAAGGAUAAGCCCGGUCACUAUGCUUGUGUGCUGCUCACCACGGACGACCUCGACGCCCACGCUGCAGACCGGCUGCGCUCAGGAUCCGACUUCCGCCUGCUCGUCGUCUACAGCCGCCGCAACUUUACUGCAUGCCGGUCCUACUCGUCCGACACCAGUAUCUGGGGACCGGAAGGCAAGGUGUCCGGUGCCAAGAUCACCAGCAGGCGCCUCGGGCACAUGCACACGAACACCGCCGUGGCCGUCCGCGGCGCCGUAUUCUGGCUGACCAAGCGCGAGGUGGUUGGUCUCCGUGUCGACACUCUGGAGGCGACGCUCGAGCCCCUUCCUUGGGAUUAUAGCCCGUGCUUCUGCAAUGGCCGAAUCCUGGAGAACCGGCUGCUCGCCGCCUCACCGGACCGGAAGCUGUGCGCGGUGGAGGCCGCUGGAGUAGCUUGCACGCAGAACAACAUCACGGUACGAAUCUUGUUUCCAAGCCACAACGGCGGCGGCAGCGCGCUGUUCAGGAGCAAAUGCUGGAAGGAAGAACGGAAAAUGGUUGUCCAGCUGGAGCCGCCACUGCCCGGCCAGACAACGGUCUGCCUGCAGGGAGUCUGCGAGAAAAGUGGGGUUGUCUUCUUCGCUGCUGGCGAUCGGCGGGAGCUGCUGUACGCGCUGGACAUGGAGAAGAAGGAGGCACGGCUGAUCCUGGUGUCCGUCCCGUAUGGCCGCUGGUGCCCCUCCACGUUGUUGGGGGGUUUCCAUGCGUACGAGAUGGACAGGGUGGCCUACCUGACCUCGCUUGGCUAG